UUUUAUCUCCGAGCUCGGAGAUCUUGUUUGCAUUUGCUCCUCCUCCCUCCUUCCUCACAAUUUUUCUUUGCUAAAAACCAAAAAGCCUUCCUCUACUGCUAGCAACUACUACUACUCUUACCAACUUCUUACUCCACUAAUCAUCUACUCAAGAUGUCCGCCCCCAUGCCCAACGGAUUGAAACACCACCUCCCUGAAGACUUUGUUCCCAGCGACUUUGACUUUGUGAUUGGCCGCGGUAAGCAAGUGAAGCAGCACAGUGGCAACCAGCGCUUGUACAAUGAGAUUCGUGCCGUUGCCGAUGACUACACAAGUGGUGACAAAGCUCGCAAGUCGUUCCUGUUGAGUCAAUUGGUCAGUCAAGUCUACGAGAACUCUCCUGAUGCUGGCUUUGUCAAGAAGGAUCCUGCUACCGGCCGUUGGUACGCCGUGGAAGAUGCCUUGGCUCGCACAUCCGCCGCUCAAGCCGUCCGUGAUUGCCUGCACAAUCACUACAAGUCCAGUCGUCAGUUCAAGCAGCAACGACGUCGUCAAGCCAAGCACAGCAACUCUCCUGUCAGUCCUGAUCAAGUCAUCAUGAACAUGAACAUGCUUCCCCCUUCCAUGGCUCGAUCCGUCACUCCUGAUGAAGCCUUCUACGCACAUCAAGGCGCUUCCAAGCCUCUAGUCACUUUCCCACUCUCCUCUUCUUCCUGCAAGAAUGACCUCUUUUCCAUCUUGGCUUCGGCAUUUGCCAACAAGACUUGCGAACAAGAAGAUCCCUUUGAGCCUGUCCCCAUUCAAGAACCUGCUCUGCUGACUACCGAUACUAGUAUGAGGAGUAGUCAUGCAAGAGACAAUGGCCGCAGCAAAAUGCAGUCCAUUCUGCACAGCAUUGACAUGGCACUGGAAAUGCCCGUCUCCAACUUGGAGGAUCUUCCAGCUCAAGUACCAGGUUUUCCUGCUAUCACUCCUUCUUUGGAACCACAAGUGGAUGGCCUGUUUGCCGAUUCACUCUUCCAAAUCUAAGCUGCGCAUUCCUCGCUCUGCUAACUUGCUUGCUUUUACUACUACAACAGCCAGCCAGCAGGCGCUAGCUACAUUGCAUAUUUUUUUUAAAAACUUUAUCAUACAUGUACAACUUUUAAAACAAUUCAACGACCAAUCAGUC
Messenger RNA from Seminavis robusta, 1150 nucleotides. Lineage: Eukaryota; Bacillariophyta; Bacillariophyceae; Naviculales; Naviculaceae. The record is from the annotation of a GenBank genome assembly.